Pimephales promelas (fathead minnow) is the source of this 1018-nucleotide messenger RNA. It is a transcript of the gene dynlt1b, whose product is annotated as dynein light chain Tctex-type 1b. The record is from RefSeq and is a predicted model, not a curated record. NCBI's taxonomy places the organism in Eukaryota, Metazoa, Chordata, Actinopteri, Cypriniformes, Leuciscidae. Gene Ontology annotation, cellular component: cytoplasmic dynein complex; cytoplasm. Gene Ontology annotation, biological process: microtubule-based movement. Gene Ontology annotation, molecular function: dynein intermediate chain binding.
UUCCUCCGUCGUGACGUAUAUGGUGCGUCAUUUCCAUGACAACCGCUGAGGCUUCGAUUGACAAAACAAAGAAACAUGGAUGAUGAUCAGAAUGCAGAAGAGACAGCCUUCGUGGUGGAAGAAGUGACCGGCAUCAUUAAAGAGUCUCUGGAGUCAGUGAUUGGUCGCAGCAGUUUCGAGCACAAGCGUGUGAGUCAGUGGACGUCCAGUGUCGUGGAGCAGAGUCUCUCUCAGCUCAGCAAACUAGCCAAACCCUUCAAAUACAUCGUCACAUGCAUCAUCAUGCAGAAGAACGGCGCUGGUCUUCAGUCGGCCUCCUCAUGCUUCUGGGACAGCACUACUGACGGAAGCUGCACCGUCAGAUGGGAAAAUAAAUACUUGUACUGCAUCGUCAGUGUGUUUGGACUCGCCAUUUAAACACGAGCGCGUUCAGCCUGACCUCAAAACCCUCGACGCACAAUAAAGCACACGUCUUAAAAAUCUCUGCAGGUUUUAUUCUCUCAGACAGUUUUCACAACAGUGCAAUGGAAGGAGUGUGUGUGUGGACUGAGGAAUGACUUGAUGACCCUGAUGCUGUUUAUUACACUCAUGGAGAACGGCUUCAACUCAAGUAAAUGUUCAUCUGUAAAGCAAAGCAUUUCCGUCAGAUCCUCCAUCCAAACAGCAUUACAGCUUUAAGACAGAGAAGUGAACCGACAAACAUUUACACAGAUCCGACCGACCACCACAUCCACAAAAUAAUAAAUACAGGCACAAUAAAAAAAAAAGGAAUGUGAGAAAAGAAGGCUUUAGGAAUGUAAAUGAAAUGAACAUUUUUAUCAAAAAAAGAAAAGAGAUUCACAUGAGCACAUCUGGACAUCGGCCAGAAAUCAGCAGAAAACCGUCCUAAAGCAGAUCACAUGACACACACAGGUCAUAUUUCACUCCAUAAAGCAAAACAUAUAUUGUGCAUUACGUAGAAAUAGUUUGGACCUUAAUAUUUUUUUAGUCACAUUAUUUUCAAGAGUUACACAUUUAA